AUGACAGAGGAACAUCCUUUGCAAAAUACAUGGACAUUUUACUACUACGAGCGCCCAGCUAGUGCUGAAGAUUAUCUUAAAAGCAUUCAUUCUAUCGGAUCAUUCAACACAUGCGAAAAAUUCUGGAGUUUUUAUUCUCAUAUGGUCAGACCAGACAAAUUGAAGACUGAUAUGGCUCUUCAAAUGUUCAAAGAAGGAUAUAAGGCCAUAUGGGAAGAUGAAGCUAUUAAAAAUGGUGGCCAAAUAACGAUUAGAUUACAGAAAAAGCUAUUUCCUUUCGUUUGGGAGAAGUUAGUUCUUAAUAUGAUUGGCGAACAGAUAUCACAGUCAAUAAUUGGUGUUGUUGCUUCUUCAAAGCAGCGCGGUGAUUCAAUCGAGUUGUGGAUUGACUUCAAAUCACAAGAUCCAACAGAGAAAGAAGCAGAGAAGCUUGAUAUGAUUAGAACACUGAUCGAAAAAUUAAAUAUUGCAGGUAAAUUGAGGUUCAAAUACACUGAUUUCAGCCAAUUCAAAUCCGAAAAUCCAGCUACACAAAAGAAAUCCGAAUUUUACAUGCUCGAUAACGGUGUUGUUAAACGUACUGAGUAUAUUAGCCUCAAGAAACCACAAACAACUCCUGAAUCUCAAUAA
Molecule: messenger RNA, 630 nt
Organism: Trichomonas vaginalis G3
Lineage: Eukaryota; Parabasalia; Trichomonadida; Trichomonadidae
Product: translation initiation factor protein
Exons: 1
Coding region: 1-630 (209 amino acids)
Biological process (GO): translational initiation
Cellular component (GO): eukaryotic translation initiation factor 4F complex
Molecular function (GO): RNA 7-methylguanosine cap binding; translation initiation factor activity
Source: RefSeq, a predicted model, not a curated record